AUGUACCGCCAGUCCUUCGCACCGCCGCCCGCGCACUCGCCUCCGCUUCACCAUCCUGUACCGCAGCAUGUUUCUACGGUCCCCAUGAUGCGCUCACCACCUCCACCAGCUCCUCAGCAGCCUCAGACAUCCGGCUAUGGCAAUCCAUACCAACCAGCUCCCGCGCAGGGGGGCAGUGGGACAUACGCUCCUGGCUUUGGUGGGUUUAUGAAUGAGCCCACAGCACAGAUGGGAUUCCAAGUUGGCAAGACUGCGAUGGCUGCUGGACAGGAAUAUAUGGAACAGAACAUCAAUCGCUAUGUCUCUAUACCUGCUCUUAAACACUACUUCAACGUUUCCAACUCCUACGUUUUGAACAAACUCGGCCUCGUGCUCUUCCCCUGGCGGCACAAGCCAUGGUCUCGCCAACAAGCACGACUCACGUCUACAUCCACUGGCCCUGAUGGCCAGGUAUCGCAGCAGCAAUACUCAUCUAUGUUCCUGCCGCCUCGUGAUGACCUCAAUUCGCCGGAUAUGUACAUUCCAGUCAUGGCCCUCCUCACAUACAUUCUCUUGUCAGUGAUGCUGGCAGGUUUCCGCGGGCACUUCCAUCCGGAGCUUCUUGGGUCGGUCACUACCACAGCCAUUGCAGUUAUCGUAUUUGAGAUGCUAUGUCUGAAGACGGCCAUGUAUAUCCUCACCAUCAACAAUGAGUCCCAGCUCUUGGAUCUUGUGGCCUACUCUGGCUACAAAUUCGUUGGUAUCAUUGCAACGCUUGUGUCCUCUGAGAUUCUAACCCCGGGAAGAGGAACCGGUGGUUGGGUUGGCUGGAUUGUAUUUACUUACACUUUCCUUGCCAAUGCUUUCUUUCUGCUUCGUUCUUUGAAGUAUGUUCUGCUUCCUGAUUCGACUAGCGAUGCUUCCAUGCGCUCCGGCUCAAUGCACACUGUUGCUCGCUCGCAGCGCAAUCGCCGUACCCAGUUCCUCUUCGUCUACGCGUACAUCAUUCAGUUCAUCUUUAUGUGGGUUCUUAGUCGUGAAGGACCAUCUUCGGUAGCGUCUUCGAAAGCAUCUGGGUCCCUAUAAUAGUCUCACGGGGCCGUCCGGGAUACAUGACGAUAUAGACGGUACUCAUGAAAGCAGAAGCAAAAGAUGUGGAGUUUCACCUCGCGUAUCAACUCUAGCAUAUUGCUCUUAUCGCAAACACAAUAUAUGGGGGAUGUUUGAUAAAUAUCAUAACGCGUUUCUCGUUUUAUGAUCCGGUGCUUGGAUGGGAUGAAUUUUGUUCUGAUAUCAAAAAUGCCUUGAAUAUUAUCAUGAUUAUGUCGCAUGCCACGUCACAUCGCGAUUUGUAUAUAGCUCCGACAGGCAAUAGACUCUCAUUUACUUCUAUUCUUCUUAUUCUA
Messenger RNA from Aspergillus wentii DTO 134E9, 1385 nucleotides. RefSeq names its product protein transporter YIF1. Lineage: Eukaryota; Fungi; Ascomycota; Eurotiomycetes; Eurotiales; Aspergillaceae. The coding region runs from base 1 to 1065 and encodes 354 amino acids. The record is from RefSeq and is a predicted model, not a curated record. Gene Ontology annotation, biological process: endoplasmic reticulum to Golgi vesicle-mediated transport. Gene Ontology annotation, cellular component: COPII-coated ER to Golgi transport vesicle; endoplasmic reticulum membrane; Golgi membrane. The transcript is spliced from 3 exons.